AUGAACCAUCAAUCGUUUCCGAACCGUUCGCAAGAACAAUUCAAUCUCCCGGCAGAGAACUGCAACUUCGCAUUCUUCGACGAUUGGCAGAAUGUCUAUGAUGAAUGGCUGUAUGAGCCACAGUCGACUCUAGCGAACGAUGUUGAACACUCGCUUUUCUUCGAACAUGCACAAUCCAUGGCUUCACAGUUCGCUGGACCCGUUGCCAAUGACCAAAACGGGUUCGCACAAAGCUCCGCCCGCAUCGAUCAGGAUAAAGUCGAGCCUUCCACGUCGACCAUGGACAGCUCAUGGACCACCGAAAAGGAGCGCGAUCCGAUCGAAAUUGUGAACGUCGUGUCGAAGCGGUUGUCGUAG
Messenger RNA from Zasmidium cellare ATCC 36951, 357 nucleotides. RefSeq lists its product as uncharacterized. Bases 1 to 357 code for a protein of 118 amino acids. The transcript has 2 exons. The record is from RefSeq and is a predicted model, not a curated record. NCBI's taxonomy places the organism in Eukaryota, Fungi, Ascomycota, Dothideomycetes, Mycosphaerellales, Mycosphaerellaceae.